AGAUCAUUUGCAAGACAUCCGCAAAGAACUCAAAGAAUACUAUCGUAAGAGGUAAUCUUUCUCGUACUUUUUGUGAAGUAAAGAAUCCAUUGAAAUUAUAUAUAAGACCCUCUUGAAAUUUGAAUCUUACAAUGGACAACGUGCAUGUUAGACUAAAUUUGAAUCUAAGUAAGGAGAAAGGAAUCAAACACCACAGUUAAAAAGAACAAUUAAUGAAAUUAGUAAAAUUGCAAAAUGUGCUUGCGAAAUGUUGUAAAGCUUGGAAAAUAUAGUCUUGUAAAUUUGCAAAUUUUGUAUAUGUUUGUGUUACGUGCGGAAAUUGUUACCAUUCUCGGCUCAAAAAAUGGUAACAUUUUCCGCACGCAAUACAAACAUAUACAAAAUUUGCAAACUUUGCAAGACUAUAAUUUCCGCAUCAAUUUUGCACCAUUUCGUAACCAAAUUUACCAAUUUUGCUAAUUUUAAUAAGUUCUUUAAGGGAAUUUAUUUUUUUUGCCUAGAUCAAAAAUUAGUCUGACAUGCAAGUUGUCCAUUUAAUAUUAAAGACAAUGCAUUAAUGGUUCCAAUACAUAGAUAGUCGGAUUUUGUAUGGAGUUUUCCCUUCGUAAAUGAAAAAAGAAAAAACACUGUUUAAUAUGUUGCUAAAUUAUAUAUGCAAAAGGAGAACGAAAUAAUUUUAAUAUUUAUCCAGCAUCAAAACUACAAUUAUUUACAAUUUUUCUGUGUUGGUGUAAUGUACUCGGAUGAAUAUGAUGUUUGUGAUGUUACUCUGAGUGUGUAUCCACACCGGGCAGGCUUGAAAAAUAUGCUCGGCCACGGUGGGAAUCGAACCUACGACUCGAUUCCCACCGUGGCCUGGCAUAUUUUUCAAGCUUGCCCGCGGUGUGGAUACACACUCAGAGUAACAUCACAAACAUCAUAUUCACCUGAGUAGUAGUACACAACACCAACACAGAAAAAAUCAUAAUUACUAGAUUGCAUCGAUAUCGAAGGAACUAGACUCAGUUCCCAUAUGUCACAUACUCGAACCGACCUGACCGCGUAGCUCAGUUGGCAGAGCAUUGGGCUAGUAUUCCAAAGGUCGUAGGUUCUAUUCCCACCGGGGCCAGGCAUAUUUUUCAAGCUUGCCCGGUGUGGAUAUACACUCAGAGUAACAUCACAAACAAUGAACAUCAUUAUUUACAAUAUUGUCAAUAUUUAAACCGUAUAAAAAUAUACAAAUAUAUACAUGCACUGUACAACAAUGAUGAAACGAAUAACUAAUUUAUAAUUCAUAAAUAGUUAAUUCGUAUAGGUAAUAGUAUGGAUUGUAUGGUUUCUAGUGCAAUUUGGAAAACACAUGCACGAGUGAGUUUUUCCAAAGGCGAUUAAGUGUUUGAAAACUUUGAAAAGUAAUUUUUACACCCGUUUUCAAAAUUACGCGACCAAGGACGAAAAUGCUAGAGUUGACAUGUCAGUUUUAUGUCAUUCGGUCACGAAGUUUAAACUUCGAGUUUGCGGUUCCUUGUCGAUGUAUAUGCUUUAUAUGCUUUAUAUAAAGAUGCUUACAAUGAUUUUCAAGAUAUUUUAGUGAGAAUUAUUGCAAAAUUUAAGCACAAACAAAAUCAUAACAUAUCGUUAUAGUCUAGCGCGCGUGUUUUAUACGGACAGCUAAAUUCCAGGAUAAAUUGUUAUUUUUCAAACUUUAAAAGUUAUUCUCGGCACAUAUUUCUGUUGUGAUGGUUUGUAUAGUGCUUUAGUUUGUAUAUCUAAGUUAUCUAGCUCAUUUUUGUUCAGUUUUGGUAUUAAAUACGAUUUAAAAUGUCUUUUGCCAGUUUGUUUACGUUUGCUAUUUUUAGCAGUUUUUGUGACAUAAAACUGACAUUUGAAGUAAGAGUAUUUUUCAGGGAGGUCGCGUAAUUUUGAAAAUGGGUGUAAAAUAAACGUUGUCUAAGCAGAGAAAAUCAAAGCUAAAUUUUAUGUAAAUGAACUUGAUUUUUUAUCACAUAUAAAACCACGGACUCGGCAGUGAUUUCCUUUCUCUUUUCCUUAUGAAUUAUUAAUGAGUUUUUAAGAAUCGACUCGUUCUUCCCCGUUACUUUUUAGCACAUUACAACAAGAUCGUUCCGAUGGUCAUAUUUUAUUGGACACAUCCAAUCACCCAAGUGCCACACCUGGUAAGAAAAUAUGAAAUCACUUUUUAAUAGUUCUACUUAUGCGCACAUUUUGAAUUUAGAAUUAGAUGUACAUGCACUGUACACACGAGAAAACGCCCAAAUUGUUACAAGUCUGCAAACAAGUUGUUACAAAUCUGUUCACAAGCUGUCAACAAGUUGUGUUCGCACUGCUUUGUUACCAGUUGUUGUAAUAAGUUUGGAGCAGGCUGUUAACAACUCGUAACAAGCUUGAUGGCCUUAUCAGACUUGUUACAAGGUUGGUCUAACAAGUCUGAUACAGUCAUGAUAUAACAAGAAUGUUACAAGGUUGACGACACAAGAUUAUAACAAUAUUGGUAUAUCAUGACUGUAUCUGACUUGUUGGAACAACCUUGUAACAAAGUCUGAUAAUAUCAACAUGCAACGUUGUCAUAAGUUGUUAACAGCUUGUUGCCUUGUUCCAAACUUGUUGACAACUUGGGACAAGCAGUGCGAACACAACUUGUUGCCGGCUUCUUAGCAGACUUGCUACAAGAUGUGAGAUUUUUGCGCGUGUAGCUCUUAUACACGUGAACUGUAACAAGUUGUUACAGGUCUGCACGUCUAAAUCCGUUCACAAGUUGCCGAUAAGUUGUUUUCACACUGCUUGUUCCCAGUUGUUGCAACAAGGUUGGAAAAGUUGUUACUAACUUGUAGCAAGCUUGUUAUAUCGUGACUGCAUCGAACUUGUUGGAACAACCUUACAACAAGUUUGAUAAUAUCAACAAGUUUGGAACAACCUGUUAACAACUUGUAACAAACUUGAUGGCAUUAUCAAACUUGUACAAGGUUGUUCUAACAAGUCUGAUACGGUUAUGAUAUAACAAGAAUGUAACAAUAUUGACGGCACAAGCUUGUAACAAUAUUGUUAUAUCAUGACUGUAUCAGACUUGUUGGAACAACCUUGCUACAAGUUUGAUAAUAUCAACAAAGUUGUUAGAACCUGUUAACAACUUGUAACAAGCUUGAUGGUAUUAUCAGACUUGUUGCAAGGUUGUUCUAACAAGUCUUAUACAGUCAUGACAUAACAAGAAUGUUACAAGGUUGAUGACGCAAGGUUGUAAGAAUAUUGUUAUGUCAUGACUGUGUCGGACUUGUUGGAACGACCUUCCAACAAGUUUGACAAUAUCAACAAGUUUGGAACAAGCUGUUAACAACUUGUAACAAGCUUGAUGGCAUUAUCUGACAUGUACAGGGUUGUUCUAACAAGUGCGAUUCGGUUAAGAUAUAACAAGGAUGUUACAAGGUUGCAUGAUGACACAAAGUUUUAACAAUAUUGUUAUAUCAAGACUGUAUCGGACUUGUUGGAAUAACCUUGCUACAAGUUGGAUAAUAUCAACAAGUUUGCAACAAGUCAAGUCAAUUUAUUAACCACAAUUUAGAAACUUUACAAUCGAAAAAACAAACAAACAAAGAACACAACAACAAAAACAUUAAAGUAUAUAAAUAGUGGCAAGGUAGCCCAAAGAGAAACCAGAAGGCUUAUAUGAUUUGGGCUCCUUAUACAUGAGUUUGAUAGAUCUGAAGGCAGCUUAGUUUGGUAAUGGUAAUGGUUUAUUAUCACAUUUAGUAGUAGUUACGCUAAUUUACAAUGUGUUUACAAAUUUGGGUAUAAAAAAGGUAUAUAUUCUAUAUAUUUACAUGUCAUUCAUUAAAAUUAAAGUUUUACUAAUCUAUAUCUAUUUACAAUAUGUAUAAAAACUACUAAUGUAUACCUAUUUGUACAUUAUCUGAUAAAAUUUUAAAAAUGAUGAUCCUAACCAACUAGUCUAGAAUUAUUUAAGUAUAUACAGUAAACUAAAGGACUGUGUUUAAAACGUUCGGUUUUAGAGGGGAAAUUAUAUAGCUUCUGACUGUCAGUUCUUGUUUCUUUUUGCUUAAUGUAUUUUAGUUUCUUUGGUAAGAGGCUAUGAAGUUUAUGCUUUGGUUCCAGCAUUUUUUUAAUUAGAGAUACACAUAAUUCGUCCCUACGUUCUUCCAAAGUUUGUAAUUUUGUCUCAGUUAUUGCUUGGUCGUAGUCUAGGUUUGGGUAAUUAUUCUAAGUACUCGUUUUUGAAUUCGUUCAAUGCUCUUUUUCUGCCCUUGGGUUAGACCUCCGUUCCAAAUCUCUGCACCAUAUUCUAAAAUAGGACGAAUUACUGAACAGUAAAAUGCUAACAAAUCAUCCAUGGGGCACCAUAACUCUUCAAGAUCUUUAAUAAAUACAGACGCUUGGCCGCUUUCUUUGUAAUAUAUUCCGUAUUAGUUUUCCAUUUAAGAUCGAUUCAUAAUACAUUAUUAACAAUUAAUUACAAUAUUCAUUUAGUUGUUACAAAAUCUAACAAAUGGAGGAGUUAUUAAUUAGAAAUUGUCAAAUUAAGAAUAAAAAAAGAUAGAUAGAUUGAUAGCUAUCAAUAAAAUACUCAAUAAGAAUACAAAACUUAAACAGAUUAUUAGUAUAAGUAUUAACUGAAAAACUGUUCAAUUAAAGAGAAAACAGAUAAUUCUUCAAUUUAGAUUGAAAACAAUAAACAGAUGAUGCAUCACGGAUAUUCUGACUGUUAACAACUUGUAACAAGCUUAAUGCCAUUAUCAAACUUGUACAAGGUUGUUUUAACAAGUCUGGUACGGUGAUGAUAUAACAAGAAUGUUACAAGGUUGACGGCACAAGGUUGUAACAAUAUUGUAAUAUCGUCAUUGUAUCGGACUUGUUGGAGCAACCUUGCAACAAGUUUGACAAGAUCAACAAGUUUGAAACAGGCUGUUAACUUGUAACAAGCUUGAUGGCAUCAUCAUACUUGCGCAAGGUUGUUCUAACAAGUCUGAUAUGGUGAUGAUAUAACAAGAAUGUUACAAGGUUGACGGCACAAGGUUGUAACAAUAUUGUAAUAUCAUGACUGUAGGAGACUUGUUGCAACAAUCUUGUUUCAUUUAUUUCUUGUUUCAUUUAUUUCCCAAUCUUGUUUCAAGUUUGAUGAUAUCAACAAGGUUGUUAGAAGCUGUUAACAAGUUGUAACAAGCUUGAUGGCAUUAUCAGACUUCUUACAAGGUUGUUCUAACAAGUCUUAUACAGUCAUGAUAUAACAAGAAUGUAACAAUGUAGGCGACACAAGGUUGUAACAACAUUGUUAUAUCACCGUAUCGGACCUGUUGGCACAACCUUUCUACAAGUUUGAUAAUAAGUUUGGGACAAGUUUGAUAAUAAGUUUGGGACAAGCUGUUAACAACUUGUAACAAGCUUGAUGGCAUUAACCGACUUGUACACACGCAAAAAUCUCACAUCUUGUAGCAAGUCUGCCAACAAGCUGUUAACAGGUUGUGUUCAUACUGCUUGUCCCAAGUUGUCACGAAGUUUGGAACAAGCUGUUAACAACUUGUAACAACCUUGUUUAUAUUAUCAGACUUGUUGCAAGGUUGUUUCAACAAGUCCGAUGCAGUCGUGAUAUAACAAUAUUGUUACAACCUUGUGUCGUCAACUUUGUAACAUCCUUGUUAUGUCAUGACUGUAUCAGAGGAGGUGCGUUCAAUCUCGAACCCACCUGCUGACGUAUGUCUAGGAGGUGGGUUCGAGAUUGAUGUUUCCGCGGCGGCCAUUAUGAAGCGAUUUGAACAAAUUUCAGACGAAGAUUUAAAUAAAAAAUAAAUUAACUGUUUUUAAUUGUAUUAUAAUUAUUAUAUUUUUUAUUUUGUUUGAUGAAAAUGGAAUAUUCUGUAUUCAAAGUGGAAGAGAAGAAAGAUGGCCGCCGAAAUUUGUUCGGCACGGGCAGGUUUACAUAAAUCUUGGCAUUGUUUUCGCAGAAUGUGUUCAUUUUCUCUUUUCAAGAAUAAGGGAAUAUUGUGGAGAAUUUUUUAGCUUUAAUAUAAGCCUAAGUUUGUUUGUUUGCGUACUAUGUUGGCGGCUAAAAUGUUCGUUAUCCAAACACGAAAUUACUGUAUACUAAAAAGUAAAAUGCGUAUAAAAUUCUUCAGUACUUUUUAGUAUUUUACCGAAAUGGCAUGUGAUAAAAACCAAACAUACUUGCAGGUUCGGUGAGUCCGAGAUUGGACGCACCUCGGGUGGCUGGAAGUUUCCGAACUCACCUCGCUUCGCUCGUGUAAAGUAAAUGAAUUAGUUUAAUUUAAUUAAACUCAUUUACAGCAGAAACAUGUGAAAAAAAAUUUUAUAUUGAACGUGAUUGCUUUCACAGACAUCCACUAACAAAAGCCUAACACUAAUUCUUUAAUGUUUCUAGUUCGAAUUGGUAAAAUUCCAAUUGCAGGAAAGAAACUUUUCCCAUCAUCCAUCAGACGAAUUGGCUGUAUGUCACGCGAUGUUGGAAAAUCGACUGAAGAUUUUUGUCAGGAAAAUGAUGGUAAUUGUAGUAAACAUUCCGCACAGGUACUGGAAAUAUUUUUGCUCACUAUCUCUUUAUAAAUGCAACUUCUUUUUAUAAAGUUGCGCAGGAAACUAGCAAACAUUUCUACGGAAUUGGAAACGUCGAUGCAUGCUUUCCAAAGGUGGACAAAUCAGGAAACAUUGUUUCCUAGCCAUGUUUCCCAAAGGUGGACACAUUGUUUCCUAGCCAUGUUUCCCAAAGGUGGACAAAUCAGGAAACAUUGUUUCCUAGCCAUGUUUCCCAAAGGUGGACAAAUCAGGAAACAUUGUUUCCUAGCCAUGUUUCCCAAAGGUGGACAAACCAGGAAACAUUGUUUCCUAUAGCCAUGUUUCCCAAACGUGGACAAACCAGGAAACAUUGUUUCCUAGCCAUGUUUCCCAAACGUGGACAAACCAGGAAACAUUGUUUCCUAGCCAUGUUUCCCGAAGGUGGGCAAACCAGGAAACAUUGUUUCCUAGCCAUGUUUCCCAAGGUAGACAAACCAGGAAACAUUGUUUCCUAGUCAUGUUUUCCCAAGGUAGACAAACCAGGAAACAUUGUUUCCUAGCCAUGUUUUCCCAAAGGUAGACAAACCAGGAAACAUUGUGUCUUAGCUAUGUUUCCCAAAGGUGGACAAACCAGGAAACAUUGUUUCCAAGCCAUGUUUCCCAAAGGUGGACAAACCAGGAAACAUUGUUUCUUAGCCAUGUUUCCCAAAGGUGGACAAACCAGGAAACAUUGUGUCUUAGCUAUGUUUCCCAAAGGUGGACAAACCAGGAAACAUUGUUUCCUAGCCAUGUUUCCCAAAGAUGGACAAACCAGGAAACAUUGUUUCCUAGCCAUGUUUCCCAAAGGUGGACAAACCAGGAAACAUUGUGUCUUAGCCAUGUUUCCCAAAGGUGGACAAACCAGGAAACAUUGUUUCCUAGCCAUGUUUCCCGAAGGUGGACAAAUCAGGAAACAUUGUUUCCAAGCCAUGUUUCCCAAAGGUGGGCAAACCAGGAAACAUUGUUUCCUAGCCAUGUUUGCCAAGGUGGGAAAAGUGAUCAUAUAUGGAAAGUCAUCCUCGAUGUAUUUUUGUAGGAAAAUGUUAUUCCAUACAACGGAACUCUUGGUGAUGAGUAUACUACAAACCAAAAAUCAGAUACAACACAGCAUGUCCAAGAUACCGAGUACUCUUAUGAUAUUUUAAGUAUUAUCGAUGAACAAUAUUGCAACGACCUAGUGGAACUCUCAAAAUAUGCGACAAUUUCACCUCUAAAGAAACCUUCCAUGGACAUACCUAGUCCUCCUGACAAACCUUUACCAAGAAAACUGUUUUAAAAAUGCUCCUUAUGUAGACUGGCUUAGUAGUUGUCAUUGUUGUGAUUAUGGGAAUAGAAAUCGUUUUGAAAAAAA
Molecule: messenger RNA, 7906 nt
Organism: Paramuricea clavata
Lineage: Eukaryota; Metazoa; Cnidaria; Anthozoa; Malacalcyonacea; Plexauridae
Source: the annotation of a GenBank genome assembly